GGAACUGGGAAUUCUCUGAGAAUUCUCCGCCGUUUUCCGAGUGAAAAAGCUUUUCCGGCACGCGAACAUCAAUUAAAUUUGAGUCUAUAUUGUAAAUGCUGAUUACGUGACUUUCGAAGGCGUUUUACAUAUUAAUAAAUCUUUGUAAAACUUUUAUCUUUCAGCUAACAACCUUCAGCGGAGAAAGAAGUUCAACUUAGAGAAAAUAUAAAAAAUAUUGAAGACUUUACAUAAAAUUUAAAUAUUAAAACAAUGAAAUUUCGCCUGUUAUGGGGAAUCCUCUUAGUUGGGGCCUUCUAUUCCCAGCUAGAAUUAGUAGAAGGAGCCAAGAUUCUGGCAGUGUACGCCUUUCCAGGCAAAUCCCAUUUCAUGAUGCACACGGCCUUGAUGAGAGAACUCGUUGAAAGUGGCCAUCAGGUGACCAUGAUCACGGCCUUCUCUCUGCAGAAAGAACAUCUGGGCAGUAAUUAUACGGAAAUCUUGAUCGAACCGGUCUAUGAUUUCUGGCACGAUGUCAAGCUGAACUUUGGAGCCCAACACCUGUUCGAGCUAACACGCAUGACCAACUAUGACUUUCUAAAGAUGCUCGAGAUCAUAGGUCUAAAGACCACGGAACAUGCUCUCAAGCAGCCCAAGGUUCAGGCUCUCAUCCAUGCCAAAAAAAUAGAGGGGGUCUUUGAUCUUCUCUUGGCGGAGCAAUUCUACCAGGAAGCCUUCUUGGCUUUGGCCAAGAUCUACAAGAUACCCGUGGUCACCACGAGCACCUUGGGCUACGAGAAUCACAUGAGCCAGAUGAUGGGUCUGAUCACGCCUUGGUCCUUUGUCCCACAUGGAUUCAUGCCCUUCACGGAUCGCAUGAGUUUCCUGGAGAGAGUGAAGAACUCGUAUGCCUCACUCUACGAGGAUUUGGACAGGCUGCUCAAUUACUUUCCCAAAAUGGAUGCGGUGACAAGGGAAUUCUUUGGCUCCGUCUUAGCUGAGGUGCCAAAAGUCAAGGACAUGGAGCGUCAAAUCUCGGUGAUGCUGCUCAACAGUCACGCACCGCUGACCACGGCACGUCCAACGGUGGAUGCCAUGGUGCCAGUGGGUGGCAUGCAUUUAUAUCCUCCCAAGGCUCUUCCCCAGGACAUGCAGACCUUUUUGGACGGAGCUGGCGAGGCGGGUGCCAUCUACUUCAGUCUGGGCAGCAAUGUUCAGAGCAAGGACAUGCCGCCGGAGAUGAUGCGCCUGUUUCUGCGGGUCUUUGGUUCUCUCCAGCAGCGGGUUCUUUGGAAAUUCGAGGACGAGAGCAUUGGACAGCUGCCUGAAAAUGUGAUGGUGCGCAAGUGGCUGCCCCAGGCGGAUAUUCUGGCCCAUCGCCACGUCAAGGUUUUCAUCACGCACGGCGGCCUCUUCGGCACUCAGGAGGGUGUCCACUAUGCGGUUCCCAUGCUGGGGAUUCCCUUCUACUGUGACCAGCACUUGAACAUGAAUAAGGCCGUUCUGGGCGGUUAUGCCAUCAGUCUGCAUUUCCAGUCCAUCACCGAGGAGAUCCUAAGGCACUCCCUUCUCCAACUCAUCCAUAAUGCCACCUACAAGGAGAACAUUCAGCGAGUGUCAAACAUCUUCAGGGAUAGACAGCAGCCGCCACGACGAACCGCUGUCUACUGGAUCGAGUAUGUCAUCCGGCAUGGAGGAGCUCCGCACAUGCGAUCUGCUGGCCUGGACCUUAACUGGUUCCAGUUCUAUUUGCUGGAUGUUAUUGCCUUUGCUGUAGUCAUUAUAGUUGUUGGAAUCCUGGCCAUUUGGCUGGCCAUUCGACUGUUGAUGGGCAGCGACAAGAAGCACAGGAAAACUAAGAAAAAUUAGUAGAUUUUGAGAUGUUUUUAAUAAAAUUCCAUUAACUAGAAACCCAAAAAGAAAGAAUGCUUACUUCGGAAAGCCGAAUGGGAUAAAAAGACCCAAUUUAUAAU
Drosophila kikkawai is the source of this 1952-nucleotide messenger RNA. RefSeq names its product UDP-glycosyltransferase family 49 member C1 (gene Ugt49C1). The record is from RefSeq and is a predicted model, not a curated record. NCBI's taxonomy places the organism in Eukaryota, Metazoa, Arthropoda, Insecta, Diptera, Drosophilidae. Gene Ontology annotation, molecular function: UDP-glycosyltransferase activity.